Messenger RNA from Sclerotinia borealis F-4128, 1377 nucleotides. The record is from the annotation of a GenBank genome assembly. Lineage: Eukaryota; Fungi; Ascomycota; Leotiomycetes; Helotiales; Sclerotiniaceae.
AUGCCCGUCACAAAGUUCCAUACAUCGGAGAAGUACAAAUAUCAAAAUGGUUUCGCUUCAUAUCAUGAAUCUGAAGCCAUCGCAGGUGCCCUUCCUAUAGGUGCCAAUUCUCCUCAGAAACCCCCUUGUGGUCUUUACGCAGAGAAGCUGUCCGGCACAGCAUUCACAGCACCACGACACGAGAAUCAACAAACAUGGCUGUAUCGCAUCCUUCCCGCCGCAUCACAUGAACCUUUUAUUCCUCGCGAAGCUUCAUCCUAUAACACCAACCCGGAAGGAAAUAAAUUACAUCAAAUACCAAAUCAGUUGAGAUGGGAUCCUUUUGACCUUGAUGAGACGGUGGAUUGGGUACACAGUUUGAAGUUGGUAGCUGGAGCUGGUGAUCCCACGUUGAAGCACGGAAUUGGAAUAUUUAUAUUUGCAGCUGGCAAGAGCAUGGCCACAAACGAAGCAUUCUAUAGUGCGGAUGGAGAUUUCCUGAUUGUGGCUCAACAUGGAGUAUUGGAUAUCCAGACUGAGCUCGGAAAUCUUCUCGUCCGACCAAAUGAGAUAUGUGUUAUUCCACGAGGAAUCCGAUAUCGAGUGGAACUUCCAGAGGGUCCGGUACGAGGAUAUAUCUUGGAAUUAUACUCGGGACACUUUCAGCUUCCGGAAUUGGGACCCAUUGGUUCGAAUUGUUUGGCCAAUGCGCGGGAUUUCCAAGCACCGGUUGCGAAUUUUGAACACAAUACCGAUGGCCAAUUUAAAAUUCUGUCGAAAUUUAAUGGACAUCUUUUUGAAGCUAGUCAAACACAUACACCAUUCGACGUCGUAGCUUGGCAUGGACUUUACUACCCAUACAAAUACGAUCUUGGACGAUUCAACACCAUCGGAAGUAUAUCAUUUGACCACCCCGACCCCAGUAUCUUCACCGUUCUCACCGCACCCUCCGACCACAUCGGCACCGCCAUUGCCGAUUUCGUGAUAUUUCCUCCACGCUGGCUCGUUGGCGAAGAUACAUUCCGACCACCCUGGUAUCACCGCAACACCAUGUCCGAAUUCAUGGGUCUUAUCGGCGGGGAAUACGACGCGAAAACUGGAGGGGGUUUCCAGGCUGCUGGAGCCAGUCUCCAUAAUAUUAUGUCGGCUCAUGGUCCUGAUGCGGGUACGCAUGUUAAGGCAUCGAAUGCAGAAUUGAAACCGGUGAAAGUUGGAGAGGGGAGUAUGGCGUUUAUGUUUGAGAGUUGUUUGAUGGUGGGGGUUACGGAGUGGGGUUUAAGGCAGUGUAGGAAGGUUCAGGAAAAUUAUAAUGAGGAGAGUUGGACGCCUUUGCAGGCGAGUUUUAAGAUUCCGGAGGGGGUGAGGAGGAUUAGUCAUUUGAUUGAGGGGGAAAUUUGA